AUGACCACCGGUAGAAUCAUUGCGUCCAUGUGUCAUGGCUCAGGCUUCGCACACAAGGCCAUCAACGACUAUGUCAGAUCGCUUGAGUACGUUGAUGUCAACGGCGUUGUUCAAACAAUCAAAGAUUCCUUCGAGUUGCAUGCUGCUUUGGGGUGCUUCGGCCUGUUAGGAAUCAUCACACACGUCACCUACGAAGUCAAUAAAAUGACGUUCGCCGUCAUGCGACCGCGUAAGGUAAAGACAAUGCUUGCUAUUCCACCUCCGGAUACAUGCCAAGUUCCUGAAGCAUUGCAUGUUGAAACCAGCUCCGAAGAACUCCAGGAAGCAAUUGCUGAGUUUGAACGACGAGCUGAGCAAGACUACUAUACUGAGUGGUCAUGGUUUUCCUAUCAAUCAGACGUUCUCGUCAACACAUGGUCGACAGUCUCUGAUAGCGAAGGGCAACAGGACUACACAACCCCUACCCAAACAUUUCUACAAUGGAUCGCGUCAUGGCAAUCUCAGUUGCUCGCAACGGGGAACAUGGCCGUACUCUCACCUUUGACCACUGACCCAGAUAAUCUUGAGAUCAAGACCAAAUUGCCGAAUGCACUCCACUUCCGCCGCGGCCGGCACUAUGCUCGCGCCAGAAAUAUGGCACUCGAAUUACCAAUACCGUCUUCACCAACAGACAAGAACAGACCUGAUUGGACGACGGUAAGGAAAGCUUGGUGGAGUGUGAUUGAUUUGGUGUACCGCUCGGCAAAUUCACCAAUGCGAUUAGCAAUGGACAUGAGAAUUACGGGUGAUAGCGACAUAAUCAUGGCUCCUCAACGUGGAAACAAUCAUGGCACCGUAGCUAUUGAGAUUGGAUCAAUCAUCGACACAGUCACCGAAGAAGAGUGGCAGACGUUCUGUCAAGGAUUGGUCGAUGCAUUGAUCACACUUGCUCCUGAAGGUAGGCUUCGCCCACAUUGGGGAAAAGAGUGGGUGAACAUGCGGUUUCGUGGUCUUCCAGCUCGAGAAUAUAUCAAGACGGUGGCGUACAAAAACGAGAUUCCAGAAUGUCUGGCGGUUUUGGAAAAGAUCGGCAAACGACAAGGGUGGACUUUGAAGGACUUGCACAAGAAGUUCUCUAACAACUUGUUGGAUGAUUUGUUCUUCUGCGAUACUCAAGCUCAUACUUGA
Aureobasidium melanogenum CBS 110374 is the source of this 1167-nucleotide messenger RNA. RefSeq lists its product as uncharacterized. Gene Ontology annotation, molecular function: D-arabinono-1,4-lactone oxidase activity; flavin adenine dinucleotide binding. The transcript is spliced from 2 exons. Lineage: Eukaryota; Fungi; Ascomycota; Dothideomycetes; Dothideales; Saccotheciaceae. The coding region runs from base 1 to 1167 and encodes 388 amino acids. Gene Ontology annotation, cellular component: mitochondrion. The record is from RefSeq and is a predicted model, not a curated record.